Molecule: messenger RNA, 616 nt
Organism: Sinocyclocheilus rhinocerous
Lineage: Eukaryota; Metazoa; Chordata; Actinopteri; Cypriniformes; Cyprinidae
Product: chromosome transmission fidelity protein 8 homolog
Exons: 4
Coding region: 90-401 (103 amino acids)
Source: RefSeq, a predicted model, not a curated record
GUCUUGUCAACGUUUCAGAUGAUUAGGUCUACAGAGCAGGAAUAAUUGUGUGAUUUGUGAAUCCUGACACAGAGGAAACAGAUAAAGGAAUGGUUCAAAUAGUCAUUUCAAGUAAAGCUGGUGAAGGUCCAGCUGAAUGGCUGCUGGUGGAGCUGCAGGGAGAAAUUGUGUCCAGACAGAAUACUGGACUUGCAGGAAAUCUGAUGGGAGACCUGCACUACACUAAAGAGAGUGUACCGGUCCUUGUAGUCGGACAUCACAUCCGCUAUGGCAAACAGGUUAAACUGGAGAAGCCCUUUGCUGUUCUGAUGAAGCAUUCCGGACUCUCUCAGGAUGAAGAGGAAAACAUGGAAACCAACCAAGAGAACCCCAACAUCUUACACCGUUUCCGCCCUCAUUAAAAAGAAGCUCAUCUUUAAAACCCGACCAAAACCCAUUAUCACUAAUGUGCCAAAGAAAGUAUAACUUAUGUCCAGAUAUCAGAGACUAACUGAUCAGCACAAAAUUCUAGAUUUAUAACCAUAUGUGAAUAUAUACAUGUGGUUUUGAAUAGUGGGUUAGAAUCUUUGUACAUUGUUGUCAGGAAUGUGUAAUUGACAAUAAUGUUGAACAAAUA